AUGUCAAAUUCCAUUUUCCUCCUCCGGUCUGGGGCACCUGCUGGGCUAAUGGAAGCAGCAGCCAUGUUGAUCACCCAGGCCACAGGGGGGGCUAUAACCCCCGUGUUCGUCAAGGUCGCAGAGCGGAACGCCGUGGUGGUGGGGGUCGACCCCCCCAGCGGCGCCUAUGCGAGCGUGGUGCGGCCCCCUGACAACCCCAACCCGACCUACGCAGGUGUUCAGACGGUGGUCGUGCGCUCGAUCCUACCUCGGGAGCCCCCACAGCACCUCCAGCUGCGCGAUAUCCUUGACGUCUACCUCGGAUCGGGCAUUGACGGCGCCUCGGAGGCAAAGCGGGCGGGCUCGACCUUCACAAAAGCCGCCAAGCUCGCCGUGGAGUUCGCGAAGGAGCAGACGGCCUCGCGGCUGACGCUCGUAAUCAAAACCGCGACAAAAUACGAGAACUUAAACAACGUCUUCGUGAGAUGCGCGACCGAGGUCGCCGAGUCGGCGGGCCUCACAACGGAGGUGCUCCACACUGCAAAGGCCGCGAACGAGCUCGUGAUCUUCCCGGAGAAGUACGGCGUGGUGCUGGUUAACGACAAUCCCAUCUGCGAGAAUGUGCAGCGCGCCUUCGCGGGGGUGGUCGGCGGGGCUCCGGAGAUUUUUUACUUGGAUGGGGGCGACUGCAUCUCUGGUGGGGCGAGCUACCGCUCAAUCGCGCUCGCGGUGGCGCAGGAGUUGGUGAGUUUAGGGAUGCCGCAAGAAGCAGAAAAGGUGCGCGCGGCGGCCGCAAAGGACACGCGCAAGGUAGUGCUUUGA
Phytomonas sp. Hart1 is the source of this 801-nucleotide messenger RNA. The record is from the annotation of a GenBank genome assembly. NCBI's taxonomy places the organism in Eukaryota, Euglenozoa, Kinetoplastea, Trypanosomatida, Trypanosomatidae.